AUGGCACCCCGUGGUCGUGGUGGAAAAUUUUCCAAGCCCUCUCGAGGAGGUGGAAAACAUUUUAGUCGUGAUGUGCAGCCGGUGGAUAAAGAUGGGAACCGCGUGGGCAUGUGGAGGGAACCCGAGGAGGACCCUGAUACGUCGUCGAACGAAGAAGGCAACGAAUCAGAGGAGGAGUCGAGUUCAGACGAAGGACCCAACGACCAGGCCGACGGCGGUGCCAGCUCCUCCGCGGCACCGGAGCUGACGCGCGAAGAGCGUCGCGCGGCCGCCAAAGCAAAGAAACAAGCAGCGAUAGCGAGACGACAGAAAGUGCAACCGGGGGACCUGCCACCAUCCGACUCGGAGUCCGAUGAUGAGAACAACAACGGAGGAGACGAAGACCUACCCGCCAACCCCAACCACACAGCCAAGUCCCGCUCGCAGCUCAGCGGCGACGCGCCCGAGAAGGUCGCCAAGGAUCCGUCGCAACUGUCUCGACGGGAACGCGAGGCCGUGGAGGCUCAGCAGGCGCGAGAGCGCUAUAUGAAGUUGCACGCGGAGGGCAAGACCGACGAGGCGCGCGCCGAUCUGGCGCGGUUGGCCCUGGUGCGGGAGAAACGGGAGCAGGACCGGUUGCGCAAGGAGGCCGAGAAGGAGGAGAAGGCCGAGUUGGCCAAGGCACGGGCGGAAGAACGAGAGGCGAAGUUGAGCGGGAAGAAGAAGGGUGCGCCUAAGAAGAAAUAA
Molecule: messenger RNA, 726 nt
Organism: Aspergillus melleus
Lineage: Eukaryota; Fungi; Ascomycota; Eurotiomycetes; Eurotiales; Aspergillaceae
Product: PDGFA associated 1 family protein
Exons: 3
Coding region: 1-726 (241 amino acids)
Cellular component (GO): cytosol
Molecular function (GO): RNA binding
Source: RefSeq, a predicted model, not a curated record